AUGCACUUUCUUCGCAACGCUGCUCUGGGCAUGGCCAUGGCCGCCCAAUCGCUAGCCUUGGUGUCGAACUCGUCGUCGUCGUCGUCCGGCGUCGUGGGAAACUACAUCGUGUCCACCACCACCGGAAGCACCACGUCGUUCGGUGACAUGUACGUGUUCCUCCAUACCACGGAACUGCAGGUUUCGGCGCCCGUCGACGGAAUCACUUUCGAACUCGACCGCCGUUUGGGCGGUCUUCCUGGAGCUGACGAAAACGGCGACAGCGUUUUCAAGUUCGACUACGGUACCGCAGAGCUCAACAGCGGCAACAUCACCGUCAACUUCACGUCGGUGCCUCCUUCCGGCCGCUACAACUUGACUUUCCCUACGUUCAUCGGCCAGGACCAGAACCAGAUCAGAGGCGAAAGCAUCUACACCACCCUCUACGAGAACCAGGAGUUCAACAGCACCAUCGACUACGUGCCAUUGCCAUCGGACCGCGCCGUUUUCAACUCCAUCGAGUACGACUCCCAAAACCAAGCCUACUUCUACCUCAACAUUCCAAAAGAGGCGUAUCUAGGUGGUUUCACUUUCAACACCACGGGUCCUAAAUCUUAUUCCUACAUCGCAUACUCGUUUGAUUUCGGAUUCACCAGAACUCCCGAUGACAGUGGUGCCACUUCUGACAGUUUCGACGACCCUGCUUCCACCGAUAGUACAAACGACAGCGUUUACCCACAGGACUAUGAACUCGACACUUCCAGCGGCGGCAUCAAUUUUGUCUACAACGGUAACAUCUCUACAGCGACCACCUCCAUGGCUGGUGACGAUACUAUUUCCUACAUUGGUACUUACAUCAAGUUCGAAGUCACUCCUCCAACUGGUACCAACGUUUUCGAAUUAGAUGCCACUUUGAGUUUCAACGGUGACCAGAAAUUGACUUACUCCUUCCACAAUUACGGUCACGGUCCCGGAUUUUUGAACGCUUACGAAAUCCCAGCUGUCACCGUUGGUGCAGGUAGUGCAUCUUCUCCUUCUUCUGCUGGUAGCUCUUCCGCAAGUUCUGCUGCUGCUUCUUCUGGGUCUGCUUCUGCUGUUGCAUCAAGCUCUGCUGCUUCCUCCGGUUUCAACUCUUCCAGCGGUGCCAGUUUCCCAGCUUCUUCUGGUUCAAGUGUUUUAUUCCCCAGCGCCUCCAGCAACGGAUCUAUGGUCUACCCUGGCUCUAGUGCCUCGUCUGGAUCCGCCUCUGGCUCUGGAUUCGCCUCUAGCUCUGUUUUCGGCUCUAGCUCUAGCGCUGUUGCCGGCUCUAAAAACAUUUCUGCUGGCGCAAGCACCACUACCACACAAAAACUUUCCACCACUGUGAUCACCACUUGCCCAAUUUGCACGGGUAAGGACAAGACCACUGCCGUGGGCGUCUCCACAGUGACCACCACUAUCGGCGGCGUCAUGACUGAAUACACCACGUAUUGUCCUCUAACUGCACAAACCGCUUCUUUGUCGGUGUCCUCUGGCGCUACUGUUAGCGCAUCUGUGGCUAUCUCUGAGGUGUCAUCGGGCGUUUACACCGUUUACACCACGUAUUGCCCAUACACUUCUUCAUCCGGCGCUGCUACCGUAGGUGCUGCGUCCUCUGCUUCCUCCUAUUCUUCCAGCACUACUGCUCUCCUAUCUCAAUACGAAGCAGGUGCCAGAUCAUUGACCUUCAGCCUUGGAGCUUUGCUGCUUUCAAUGUUGGCAUUGAUUUGA
Molecule: messenger RNA, 1728 nt
Organism: Lachancea lanzarotensis
Lineage: Eukaryota; Fungi; Ascomycota; Saccharomycetes; Saccharomycetales; Saccharomycetaceae
Product: LALA0S08e00518g1_1
Exons: 1
Coding region: 1-1728 (575 amino acids)
Source: RefSeq, a predicted model, not a curated record